Molecule: messenger RNA, 3522 nt
Organism: Pipistrellus nathusii (Nathusius's pipistrelle)
Lineage: Eukaryota; Metazoa; Chordata; Mammalia; Chiroptera; Vespertilionidae
Source: the annotation of a GenBank genome assembly
AUGCCUGAUCAAGACAGAAAGGUGAAGACAGAAAAAUCAACCGACAAAAAGCAGCAAGGAACCACCACCACCAGGGACUAUUCAGAUCUUAAAAGACUUCGGUGCCUUUUGAACGUCCAGUCAAGCAAACAACAGCUUCCAGCCAUUACCUUCGAUAGUGCCCAAAAUAGCAUGACGAGGUCUGAGCCCGCCAUCAAGGAGGGUGGACACAGAGCUCGAGGUCAGUGGCACGAGUCCACCGAAGCUGUUGAACUUGAGAAUUUUAGUAUAAACUACAAGAAUGAGAGGAAUUUCAGCAAACAUCCCCAGCAUCAACUAUUUCAGGAGAUCUUUACAGCGUUGGUGAAAAAUAGGCUCAUAUGCAGAGAGUGGGUUAAUCGAGCCCCAUCUAUUCACUUUCUGAGAGUGUUAAUCUGUCUGAGACUACUCAUGAGGGAUCCAUGUUACCAGGAAAUACUCUACAGCUUGGGUGGCAUUGAAAGCCUAGCUCAGUACAUGGAGAUCGUGGCCACUGAGUACCUCAGCUACAGCGAGGAGCAGCACAGUGUGGGCAAGCUGGUCAACAUGACGUAUAUUUUUCAAAAGCUUGCUGCUGUCAAAGACCAAAGAGAAUGGGUCACCACGAGUGGCGCCCACAAGACAUUAGUAAAUUUACUCGGUGCCCGAGAUACCAGUGUUCUGUUGGGUGCCCUUCUGGCUCUGGCUAGUUUGGCUGAAAGCCCAGAAUGUAGGGAGAAGAUAAGUGAACUCAACGUUGUAGAAAAUCUGCUGAUGAUUUUACAUGAAUAUGACUUACUUUCCAAAAGGCUGACCGCGGAGCUGCUGCGCCUGCUCUGUGCCGAGCCCCAGGUGAAGGAGCAGGUGAAGCUCUACGAGGGGAUCCCCGUCCUCCUCAGCCUGCUCCACUCGGACCACCUGAAGCUGCUCUGGAGCGUGGUCUGGAUCCUGGUGCAGGUUUGCGAGGACCCCGAGACCAGUGUGGAAAUCCGCAUUUGGGGAGGCAUCAAGCAGCUCCUUCACAUUCUAAGAGGAGACAGGAAUUUUGUCUCUGACCGCUCUUCCAUCGGGAGCCUGUCCAGUGCGAAUGCAGCAGGCCGCAUCCAGCAGCUCCAUUUGUCAGAAGAUCUGAGCCCUCGGGAAAUACAAGAAAACACUUUCUCUCUCCAAGCAGCCUGCUGUGCUGCCCUCACCGAGCUGGUGCUCAACGACACCAAUGCCCACCAGGUGGUGCAGGAGAAUGGUGUGUAUACCAUAGCAAAAUUGAUUUUACCAAACAAACAAAAGAAUGCAGCAAAAACUAAUCUACUACAGUGUUAUGCCUUCAGAGCCUUGAGGUUUCUCUUCAGCAUGGAAAGAAACAGGCCACUCUUCAAAAGACUUUUCCCCACCGACUUGUUUGAGAUCUUCAUUGACAUAGGACAUUAUGUGCGUGAUAUCAGUGCUUAUGAAGAAUUGGUCUCAAAGUUGAAUUUAUUAGUGGAGGAUGAACUGAUGCAAAUUGCUGAAAAUAUUGAAAGUAUUAAUCAGAAUAAAGCUCCUUCGAAAUAUAUAGGCAACUACGCCAUUUUGGAUCAUCUUGGAAGUGGAGCUUUUGGCUGUGUUUACAAGGUUAGGAAGCGUAGUGGUCAAAAUCUCUUAGCAAUGAAAGAAGUCAAUUUACAUAACCCAGCCUUUGGAAAGGAUAAAAAAGAUCGAGACAGCAGUGUGAAGAAUAUUGUUUCUGAAUUAACCAUAAUUAAAGAGCAGCUUUAUCAUCCCAAUGUUGUACGCUAUUACAAAACAUUUCUGGAAAAUGAUAGGUUGUAUAUAGUUAUGGAGCUUAUAGAAGGAGCCCCUCUUGGAGAGCAUUUCAGUUCUCUGAAGGAAAAACAACUUCAUUUUACUGAAGAAAGACUAUGGAAAAUAUUUAUCCAGCUGUGCUUAGCUCUUCGGUAUUUGCACAAGGAGAAGAGAAUCGUCCACAGAGAUGUGACGCCAAACAACAUCAUGCUGGGGGAUAAGGACAAAGUGACAGUGACUGACUUUGGCCUAGCAAAGCAAAAACAAGAGAACAGUAAACUCACAUCUGUUGUUGGAACAAUCCUGUAUUCCUGCCCUGAGGUGCUGAAGAGUGAGCCAUAUGGUGAGAAGGCUGAUGUCUGGGCUGCAGGCUGCAUCCUGUACCAGAUGGCCACACUGAACCCCCCCUUCUACAGCUCCAACAUGCUCUCCCUGGCUACAAAAAUCGUGGAGGCCGUGUAUGAGCCAGUGCCAGAAGGCAUCUACUCUGAAAAAGUGACAGAUACCAUCAGCAGAUGCCUCACUCCUGACGCAGAAGCCCGCCCAGACAUUGUGGAAGUCAGCUCCCUGAUAUCGGAUGUCAUGAUGAAGUAUUUAGAUAGCUUGUCUACAUCCCAGCUGGCCUUGGAGAAGAAACUGGAACGGGAACGGAAGCGCACACAGAGGUAUUUUAUGGAAGCCAACCGGAACACCGUCACGUGUCACCAUGAGCUGGCUCCACUGUCUCAUGAGACCUUCGAGAAGGCAAGCCUGAGCAGCAGCAGCAGCGGGGCAGCCAGCCUGAAGAGCGAGCUUUCGGAGAGCACGGACCUGCCCCCUGAAGGGCUCCAGGCCCCCUGUGGGAGGGAAGACGACAGGGCCUGUGAUGAAAUCCUGUCAGAUGAUACCUUCAACCUGGAAAACAUGGAGAAAGAUAUAUACUCAGAGCUAGACGAUGACUUGGACAUUUCAGACAACUCCAGCAGCUCCAGCUCCAGCCCUUUGAAAGAAUCUACAUUCAGCAUUUUAAAGAGAAGUUUUAGUGCUUCAGGAGGAGAAAGACAAUCCCAAAUGAGGGACUUCACUGGGGGAGUGGUAUCAAGACCAAGACCAGCUUUGCUGCCUCUUGACCUGCUUCUGAAAGUGCCACCCCUCAUGCUCAGAGCCCACAUUAAGGAGGUAGAGGCCGAGCAAGUGACGGGGUGGCAGUCCCACAGCCUCCCCACUGUGAUCCUCCGCAAUCUCAAAGAUCAUGGGCCACAGAUGAGCACAUUCUUGUGGCAAGCAUCUGCAGGGAUCGCUGUGUCCCAGAAGAAAGUCCGUCAGAUCAGUGAUCCCAUUCAGCAGAUCUUAAUUCAGCUGCACAAAAUCAUCUACAUCACGCAGCUUCCUCCGGCGCUGCACCACAAUUUGAAAAGAAGAGUCAUAGAGAGGUUCAAGAAAUCCCUCUUCAGCCAGCAGAGUAACCCUUGUAAUUUGAAAUCUGAAAUUAAAAAGUUAUCUCAGGGAUCUCCAGAACCCAUCGAGCCCAACUUUUUCACGGCGGAUUAUCAUUUAUUACAUCACUCAGCAGGUGGGAACAGUCUGUCCCCAAACGAACCGUCAGGCCUCCCCACCAGCUGUGACUUGGAGGAGGGAAUAACAUAUGAGCAGAUGCAGACUGUGAUUGAAGAAGUCCUAGAGGAAAGUGGUUAUUACAAUUUUUCUUCUAAUAGGUAUCACUCCUAUCCAUGGGGGACCAAGAACCACCCAACCAAACGAUGA